CUGAGACGCUAAGUAGCAGAAAGGAUGCAGAGAGGACAGCCAAACCCCGAAUUUGAGACUGACGACUUUCGUCACUGGCAAAGGGAGUUUAGUCAACAACAAAAAGUUGUGGAUUCCCAGAGGCCAAGCCCACCAAGAGAGCCAGUUCGACGAAUUGUGCUAAUUGGAAAGACAGGACAUGGAAGGAGCGCAUCCGGAAACACUAUCCUGGGAUGCACCAGAAGAGAGGACUGGAAAUUUAAGGUUACAACAGGCGUGACAUCUGGACUGCAGCAGUGUGAAAAACAUGAAACUGUCAGAUUUGGGAAAAGGCUUGUCGUGAUUGACACCCCGGGGUUAUUUGACACAAAUUCAGAUUGCACUGAAACAGAGAUCGGGAGGUGUGUGUGUCUGUCUCAACCAGGCCCGCAUGUCUUCCUCCUCGUCAUCGGUAUAAACACUAGGUACACUACGGAGGAGAAAGAAACCAUUGAACAUUUUGAGCGGAUGUUUGGUGAGAUGGUAAAGCCAUACACCAUCGUUCUUUUUACAGGGAUGGACGAAUUGGAAUAUGGUGGGGAGACACUUGAGGAGCGAUUAAGUAGGGAUGAACAGUUUAGGAAUCUUGUACAGAAGUUUGGGAAUAAAUACCAUGGAAUAAAUAACAGAAGACAUGACGAUGAACAAGUGAGGAAGCUUGUUGACAAAAUAGAGGAUGUAUUGAACGACAAUGAGGGGCAUUUUUACACCAAUAAUAUGUACGAAACUGCUUCCAUUGAACUUCACAGGGAGAUUGAAAACAUUCUGAGGGAAAAGUUGCCAGAUAUCAUAGACAGAGAGCAAAGAUGUAGGAGUGCUGCAGAGAUUGAUAACCUCUGGUGUGAAGAGGUUAAAGCAACUGUAGAGAAAGCAACUUGCAUCGUUGCAACAAUUUUGAGAAAUAAGGGAUUCAUAUCAAUCUGUGCUUUACUUGGUGCAGGGGCAGCAUUGUGUGCGGCAGGCCCCGCUGUUGCUGCUAUUGCAGCAGGGGCAGGAGUAGGAGCAGGAGUCGCUUUUGGCUACAAAAAAUACUAUAAAAAAUAGGCAUCAAUGAACUGGAAUAUUUUCUCAAGUGUUCUCAGAAAUCUUACUGGGAAAAUGACAUUAAUUAAUCCUUCUUGGCAGGAUGCAUUAAAGUUAAUCAAUUCAGCAGUUAUUAUUAUUAUUAUUAUUAUUAUUAUUAUUAUUAUUUUUAUUAUUAUUAGUAGUAGUAGUAGUAGUAGUAUUAGUAGGGUAGUAGUAGUUGUAUUAAUAGUAUUAUUAUAUUGCCUGUUUAUGUUCAAAGUGGGCUGCUUGUCUGCAGCAGCUUUUUAUUAAUGACAAUGAUAUUCCCAAAUCUACAUUUGAUAAAUUGGACAGGCUCAUUUCAAAAUUAAUAUGGCAAGGAAAGCGACCAAGACUAAAAACAUUACAGCUACUUAAAUCACAUGGAGGGCUGAAACUUCUGAACCUAAGAUAUUUUUUCCGGGCUGCACAGUUAAAACCUUUAACAAUAUGGAUUCAGGAGUUUUCAUAUACGCGCUGGCUCAACAUGUCUUAUGUAAAAUUGUAAAAAAGAAAAUGUAAAAUUCUGUAAAUAUAGGAUGGCAUCGCUUUUUAAAUUGGGUUAUUCAGUUCAUACUGCAUAAUUGUUAUAUAGCGCUAUUUUCCCCCUUUUACUUGCAUCUACAUUUCUAUCCCCAAUUAAUUGCAUUGAAUUAACGUCAGCCAUCCUAGGUAAUAUUAAACACAGACAGCUCCUAACCUAACGCAGGCAAUAAUUAUUAACAUGUGGAACGACAAUAGGACUGUGAGCUUUGUUUACACUUUACAGUUCCGUUUUAAUGCUGGCAUUUCGUCUCUGCUUGAUUAUACACAAACGUUGUUGUUAAACCUACAAAUAGAACAAACUAAUCUUUCUGAACGAUUCAUGUCUAAACUCAGUAGCUAUUCACAUACCGAACUGUCAAUUGUACGUGCUGAAACACAAUUUCAGCUUGUGGACUGAGAUAAUUAAAUUAAUUAACUGAACGGCUUCCCUUCGUCGUCCCUAUUGGUCAGUGCUCUGUGUUUAAUUUCGUUAAAAAUCUAAAUAAAAAGAGAGAGGACAAAUCUCCUGUCCUCCUCCAGAUCACCAGCAGAGGGCAGCAGGUUUGCACGUAAUUAAUACAAACCUGAGCAAAUGAGACUUACCCGGCCUCCGAAUAACACCGAGUAAGACUCUGUUUGUUAGAGAGAGUGAGCAUGCGCACAUUGAUUUGAGCGAUGCAUUACAUUACAUUAAUGUAAUUUGGCUGACGCUCUUAUCCUGAGCGACUUAGAGUUGAUUUUAGACUAAGCAGGAGACAGCCCUCCCCGGGAGCAAUGCAGGCUUAAGGGCUGUUAUUGUGCCACAAAAAUCAAUGCAACUCAUCACUUCCUUUCUGUUAAAACACCUUUGAAGAUGGUCAGCCAGCCUUAGAAUAUUAUCUGUCAUACACCUUUGCACCCUGCCUGAUGCAUCCUCAAGGGCCUCAAGGCAUCAACACAUUGACGGUGGUUAGGGUGAGUUUUCUAGUCUUCACUCUGAAGCACUUUAGAGUGUCCAGAAAAGUACUAUAUGAAUGCAAUGAUCUCUCUCUAUGUUACCAAAGUGCCUAGCUAGCUUGCUAACGCGGCUACUGUUGUAGUGACUGGCUGGUUAAAUUCAGUGAUUUUCGUUCUUUUCAACAGUUAGCAUAGUACAGCAAACAAAGUAGACGAAGGACAUUUUUCCAUAGAUCGAAGGAUAUUUUCCUUCAACCGACAGCUGUUUUCAAUAUGUCGUCUGAGGUCCAUGAACUGACGAUCGUUUUCCUGAGAUGUCGUCUGAGAACUGGUUCUCUUAUCUUUGUGACUUCCCUGCAGUACAUUAUUCAGCAACAAAGACGAUAUUUUCAUCCAUGAAUUUGGUGAAUUUUAAUUGAGCUAAUUUUCUUGAGCCAAUAGGUUGGUGCUCAUUCGGUAAAAGACAACAAUACACCCUGGACCAGUCACCAAUUUAUCGCAAGGCACACUCACCAUUCAUGCAAACCCAAAGCACCUUUGGGGCUUGUUUGAAGAGUCUAAUUUGUGUGCGUUCUUCUUCCUUUGUAUAAUUUGUGUGUUUGGAGUAAUUUUUUUGGAUGGUGUUAAUUUGUAUAAUUUACUAUUUCAUGAGGGAUUAUACCUAGUUGUUUUUGUAUAGACUACUUGGUGUGUUCCUUAACCAUAUCAAGCAUUACAGGAUCAUUCUGUUAUCCUUGCCCGAGGUGGAUGCACCAAGUACUAAACCACUAUAAUUCCACUAUAAUUAUGGAACCGUUAUUUUGGUGAAAUCGAUUUUUUUUUUAUAAAUUAAAGUUUGAUUUUGGAUGGCUCAGUUGAAACAUUUAUGAACAGUAUUUUUCACAGGUAGGCAUUUUUAAUUUUAGUAUUUUUGUGCAUUGCCUGUGAGGGGAACCCACUGUAUUUUACUUUACAUGAUGUUUAAUUUUUGUUUAAGUAAUAUAAUUGCGAUGUUCUGUUGCAAAAGCUUUUUUUGGUCAGACCGGCCUUCUGUAAAAUGUGUGAAUAAAAAUCACAUUUAUAAAUCAAACAA
Conger conger (European conger) is the source of this 3595-nucleotide messenger RNA. Its product is annotated as GTPase IMAP family member 9-like. The transcript has 3 exons. The record is from RefSeq and is a predicted model, not a curated record. The coding region runs from base 25 to 1062 and encodes 345 amino acids. Gene Ontology annotation, molecular function: GTP binding. NCBI's taxonomy places the organism in Eukaryota, Metazoa, Chordata, Actinopteri, Anguilliformes, Congridae.